Phoenix dactylifera (date palm) is the source of this 6903-nucleotide messenger RNA. Its product is annotated as THO complex subunit 2-like. NCBI's taxonomy places the organism in Eukaryota, Viridiplantae, Streptophyta, Magnoliopsida, Arecales, Arecaceae. The record is from RefSeq and is a predicted model, not a curated record. Gene Ontology annotation, molecular function: mRNA binding. Gene Ontology annotation, biological process: mRNA processing; mRNA export from nucleus. Gene Ontology annotation, cellular component: THO complex part of transcription export complex.
UUUCAAUUUCUUCAGAAUUUUCUGACUUGGUACUUGUGCCUCGCUUCGUUUUACUCAUAGCUUACUGUAUUUUGCAUUAAGUAAAUUUUGCUUGUUAAGACUGCAUUUCAGUAUCUUAAUACUUGAACAAAAAUGUAUUUGGCACUUCCAAUGACUACUAUUAAAUCGAGAAGGAUAAAUUCUGUAUUUAAUCUCAUAUUACCUUGUUGAAAGACUGGAAGCAUGUUCUAUGAAAAAAAUUAAAGGCUGAAUCUGUCUUUCUUUCCUCCUCUGUUUUUUUAUGUUUCUUUUUCUUUUUUCAAAUCUAACAGUGUCUUUUGUUUUGCAUCACACAUAGUGCUCAUAAAUUUGAAUAAUCCUGCUACAAGUGGGGUUCAUUGAGUCUUGAGGAUGUCCUUAUCUGCUGCAUCCUUAUCUGGAGUAGGCUUGUUGAUGUGGUAUUUGCUGGGGGUUCUCUUGCUUGAGAUUAGAAAGCUUUGAAGAUUUGUUCAUCGAGGCAGGGUAUUGGAUCAAAAACUUAUCUGAUAUAUAUAAGUUUGGUUUCUCAGACAGUGAGCCUAUUGAUGGAAUUAUGGCAGUUAACUUUAUAAAGCUGGGUUGCUUUGGAAUGUUGAUGUCUGUUUGAAUCUUUCCGAAGGUAUCCACUUUGAUGUUCCAUUUGAAAGAGUUUAGGCAGAUACUUUCAUCCGUUUCACGUUAUGGUUCCAGUGCCGCAUCUUAAUGUCUUUCCUUCAUGGUAGUUUGUGGUGGAAUUUGAUGGAUAUGUUGACUGAUGAGUGUUUUGGUUACAACAAUUACGUUGGUGUUAUGCUUACGGUGGUGCAUAUUGACAUCUUUCCUCCAUGUACUUUUUGUGGUGGAAUUUGAAGGUUAUAUUGACUGACAAGAGAUAUUCUCAUUGCAAUGCUUUUAUUAAUUUUUUCUGUAGACUUUUUCUUGUCGCAACAUGCAAAGAGAAUCAAUGGCUGCUGCUCAGAGUGCAGAUAGAUGUGAACAUAAAAGCACACUCAGAGGUGAAUAAGUUCACGCCUGUCAGGUUCCAACUUGGACAGUUUUAGAUUGAUGGUAAUUGGAGAUGUGUUUGUUGGUUGAUGAUGGUUGCUUCUCUUACCAUUCAAAAUGAUAUAUACAUUGCUAACUAAAUAUUACAAUUACUUGCAAUAUAGGAGGGGCAAUCAUGGACUGCAAAUAGCUGGUACAGGCAGAUUAUGUUUACUAGUUAUAUGAAGCCCUUCUCAUACACUAAUUAUUCUAUAAACUUGUUGAUUCCUGAAGAUGACAACUCUAUGUGCAUGGAAGACUUUGGAUCUUGAGCUUUAUGAGAAAGAUGUAUCAUUUCACGAGAAGCUUAGGUGAAGACCAUUUGUGAGAUGUGCUUUUGUUUGAGAUGGGAACACAAAAACCAUCAAGCUGAUAUGGGUAGGAAGUAACUGGUGAUACUCUGGAACCCAUUGUCCUUCCCAUUCCUAAGUUGCUGUUGCAGUUAAUGACAUCGUCUCUUGAGAAGAAAAUGGCGAAUUGCCAGACAAGCAUCCAAUCAACUCAUUAGUGAUGGAACCUGAGUGGCAAACAUCUUCACGAAUCUACUGUUCUCACUGUUGUUUUAUGUACCUUGCACCGUUGAAGAAGCAGCCAUGGGGAACUUUUUCUUGAUUAAAUUUGCACUUGGUGAUGAAUAAUGCGUUUAUUGCAUCAAAGAUAUGCACACUUACUUCCAAAGGAUGAUGAGGCAUUUGAGCACUAUGAUGCAUUUAUUGCAAAACGAUUUGAUGAGGUCAACAAAAUUGGCAAAAUUAAUCUUGCUGCUACAGGAAAAGACCUUAUGGAUGAUGAGAAACAAGAUGUGACUAUCGAUCUGUUUUCUGCUUUGGACAUGGAAAAUGAUGCGAUUACAGAACGAGCACCUGAGGUUGAAAAUAAUCAGAAACUUGGUUUGCUUAUUGGUUUCCUUUCUGUUGAUGACUGGUACCAUGCUCAGAUACUCUUUUAUCGUCUGUCCCAUCUAAAUCCUGUUCAGCAUAUCCGAAUUUGCGAAGGGUUAUUUAGGGUCAUUGAGAAGACUAUGUCUGCGGCCUAUGCUAUUGUUUAUCAAACGCAUCGUCAAAGUUGCGCUGGUUCCGAUGUUGUGGAAUCAACAGCUGGAUCUUCUAUCCAGAAUUCUUCUGUUGAUCUCCCUCAGGAAUUUUUCCAGAUGCUUGCUGCUGCAGGACCAUAUCUUCAUCGGGAUGCUGUACUUCUUCAGAAGGUGUGCAGAGUGUUGAGAGCAUACUACCUUUGUGCUGAAGAAUUAGCUGGCCUACGAGCUAAACAAGCUAAGCUUAGGGUUGAAGAAGCACUUGGAAAAUGCGUGCUUCCAUCAUUGCAAUUAAUACCUGCAAAUCCUGCAGUUGGGCAAGUGAUAUGGGAAGUCCUUUCUCUGCUCCCCUAUGAGGAUCGGUACCGCCUGUAUGGUGAGUGGGAGAAGGAUGAUGAAAGAAUCCCCAUGAUUCUGGCUGCAAGGCAGAUUGCAAAGUUGGACACUAGAAGAAUAUUGAAAAGGCUUGCGAAGGAAAAUUUGAAGCAGCUGGGUCGCAUGGUGGCCAAACUUGCUCAUUCUAACCCUAUGACUGUGCUUCGCACAAUUGUUCACCAGAUUGAGGCAUACAGGGAUAUGAUAACACCGGUCGUAGAUGCUUUCAAGUACUUGAGACAGCUGGAAUAUGAUGUGUUAGAAUAUGUUGUAAUUGAACGUCUAGCACAAGGUGGACGUGAGAAGCUUAAAGAUGAUGGCCUGAAUUUGUCAGAUUGGCUUCAGUCUCUUGCAUCCUUUUGGGGCCAUCUGUGUAAGAAAUACCCUUCAAUGGAGUUGAGAGGCCUUUUUCAGUAUCUUGUUAAUCAAUUGAAGAAGGGCUCAGGAAUUGAGCUUGUUCUGUUGCAGGAGCUUAUUCAGCAGAUGGCAAAUGUUCAGUACACUGAGAACAUGACCGAGGAGCAACUUGAUGCUAUGGCAGGAGGUGAAACAUUGAGAUAUCAAGCUACUCUCUUUGGAAUGACUAGAAACAAUAAGGCAUUGACUAAAUCUACCAACAGACUUAGGGACUCCUUACUUCCGAAGGAAGAGCCUAAGCUUGCUAUUCCUCUUUUGUUACUUAUAGCUCAACAUCGCUCCAUGGUCAUCAUAAAUGCUGAUGCACCAUACAUCAAAAUGGUUAGCGAGCAGUUUGACAGGUGCCAUGGCACACUUCUUCAAUAUGUUGAGUUUCUCUUGAGUGCCGUAACUCCAUCUAUGACCUACGCUCAGCUGUGUCCUCCUCUAGAUGAUCUUGUUCACAAGUACCAUCUUGAUGCAGAGGUAGCAUUUCUGGUAUAUCGCCCUGUGAUGAGGCUCUUCAAAAGCAUAAGUGGGGCUGAAAUAUGCUGGCCUCUUGACAUAACUGAAGAGCCCCAUGCUCCAAGUACAAAUAAUGAAGCAGAGCCCUCAAAUUUAUCUAGUGAUGUUGUUUUGGAUCUUGGUUCACCCUGGAAGCUUGUCAAUUGGUCAGACCUCCUUGACACAGUCCGGUCAAUGCUGCCUCUGAAAGCUUGGAAUAGCCUGUCUCCUGAUCUGUAUGCUACAUUUUGGGGGCUUACCCUCUAUGAUCUUUAUGUUCCUCGACAACGUUAUGAAUCAGAGAUUAUGAAGCAGCAUGCUGCUAUUAAAGCCUUAGAAGAACUUUCUGACACUUCCAAUAUAGCUAUCACAAAGCGGAAAAAAGACAAGGAAAGGAUCCAAGAGUUACUUGACAGAUUGACUUGUGAAUUUCAAAAGCACGAACAACAUGUUGCAUCUGUGCAUCAAAGGCUUAGUCGUGAGAAGGACAAGUGGCUGAGUUCCUGCCCGGAUACCCUAAAGAUAAACAUGGAGUUUCUUCAACGGUGUAUCUUCCCACGCUGCAUCUUCAGCAUGCCAGAUGCUGUGUAUUGUGCUAUGUUUGUGCAUAUGCUACAUUCACUUGGCACACCAUUUUUUAACACGGUCAACCAUAUCGAUGUUCUUAUAUGUAAAACCCUACAGCCGAUGAUCUGUUGCUGCACCGAAUUUGAAGCUGGCAGACUUGGAAGGUUUUUAUAUGAGACACUAAAGAUGGCUUACCAUUGGAAGAGUGAUGAGUCCAUAUAUGAACGCGAAUGUGGAAACAUGCCAGGGUUUGCUGUCUAUUACAGAUUCCCGAACAGUCAGCGUGUAACUUAUAGCCAAUUUAUUAGAGUACACUGGAAAUGGAGCGGAAGGAUAACUAGAUUGCUUGUACAGUGCUUGGAAUCUACCGAGUACAUGGAAAUACGAAAUGCUCUUAUUGUGUUGACAAAGAUAUCUAGUGUUUUCCCUGUUACUCGAAAGAGUGGUAUUAAUCUUGAAAAGCGGGUAGCUAAAAUUAAAGGGGAUGAGAGAGAAGAUUUGAAAGUUUUGGCUACUGGUGUAGCUGCCGCUUUGGCUGCUCGCAAGAGCUCAUGGGUUUCUGAGGAAGAAUUUGGUAUGGGUCAUAUUGAUCUAAAGCAUGCAGCAUCACCGGCAAAAUCACUUGCUGGUAACCUGGGCAAUGCGUCAAAUGGUUCUGCUCUUGGUAUAUCUCAGAAUGAGAUGUCUGGGACAAGGAAUGCCACUACAGGGAAUCAGGUAGCGGAUCUGUUGAAUAUAGUUAGAGACCAGAUGACACGUGCAAAAUCUACAGAUGGCAGGUCCGAUCGAUCAGAAGGUGGAAUGCUUUUGAAAUCUGAUUCAGCACAACAAAAAUCAAGGAGUAGCUCUUCCACGAAUGGGCCUGAUAGUCAAACACACACUUCUUCUUUGCCACCUAAACCUUCUGGGAUCAUGAAAAAUCCAGAUGAACUUCCAAAAGUUUCGGCAGAGGAAACAGUUACAAAAGUUGCUUCAAAGGGCGCUGUGGAAUCUGAGACCAGACCCCAGCAAAAACGUUCAGCACAGAAUUCUCUUGGUAGGCUACCAAAACAGGAGUUGGUCAAAGAAGAUACUAAAUCUGGAAAAUCAAUCAGCAGAACUGCCUAUCAGCAAUCUUCUGCAACAGCUGACAGGGAUCUUUCAGCUCAUCAAUCAGAGAGUAGGCAAGGUGGUACUGCUACUAAUUCUUCGUCCACUUCCAAUGGUAACUUAAGUUCAACAUCAGGAAAAGUAGCAAGUUCCUCCUCAAAAAUGAAUGAUGUGCAUGUUAGUCUAUCCAAGAUGGAAAGUGGACCUAUCAAACCCUUGGAUGACAAUGUAGAAGCACCUGAUGCUUUCCCUAAACAGCAAAAGAGAUCUGUUCCAGCUGAAGAACAAGAUAGAUUGAACAAACGAAGGAAAGGAGACACUGAUGGAAAGGAUGGUGAGGCUAUGGAAGUGCGAUUAUCUGAUAAGGAAAAAACUUUUGACCCCAGAUCAAUGGAAAAAUCUCACUUUCCAGAUCAUGAGAGGCCUACAAUUGAAGAACAAAGCCCAAUUAGGCCUGUGGAUAAGCAUUCUGAUAAAUCUAAAGACAAAACUAUUGAAAGAUAUGACAAAGACCGCAGGGAAAAAUUGGAUCGGCCUGAUAAGAGCCGUGGUGGGGACAUUCUUGAGAAAUCAAGAGAUAGGUCAAUUGAAAGACAUGGAAGAGAACGUUCUGUCGAAAGAGUGCAGGAGAGAGCAGUAGAUAGGAAUAUAGAUAGGUCUGUUGAUAAAUCUAGAGAUGACAGAAGCAAAGAUGACAGGAAUAAACUACGACACAAUGAGGCUCCCAUGGAUAAGGUGCAUUCCGAUGAGCGUUUUCAUGGACAAGGUUUGCCGCCGCCACCUCCGCUACCUCCAAGUUUCGUUCCCCAAUCUGUUGGUGGUAGUCGAAGAGAUGAAGAGCCUGAAAGAAGGGUCAGUAACACUAGACACACACAGCGGCUGUCGCCUAGGCAUGAUGAAAAAGAACGUAUGCGCUCAGAGGAGAAUGUUUUAGCAUCACAUGAUGAUGCAAAACGUAGGAGAGAUGAUGAGUUUCGAGAAAAAAAGUGGGAGGAACGAGGAGAUGCGCCAAAUAAGGUAGAAGAGAGGGACAGAGAUAAGGGGAAUGUACUGAAGGAUGAUAUGGAUCCUACUGCAGCCCCCAAGCGGCGAAAGCUUAAAAGGGACCAUACAUCCUCUUCUGAAGCUGGAGGGGAGUAUUCACCGGUUGUUCCGCCACCUCCACCACCUCUAGCAUUGGGGAUAUCUCAAUCGUUUGAUGCAAGAGAAAGGGGAGAUAGAAAAGGGAUUAUGGUGCAGCAUCGAGCUGUUUAUGUGGAUGAAGUUCCGAGGAUGCAUGGCAAAGAAGCUGCAAGCAAGAUCAAUCGUCGGGAGACUGAUCAGAUAUAUGAAAGAGAGUGGGAGGAAGAGAAGCAAAGGACUGAAGCUAAGAGGAAGCAUCGCAAGUAGACAGCAGUAUGGAGAGGAUCGCAAGAGAUUUUUUAUUGCUUGGCCAGAUUUAUUGAGCACCUAUACUGGCUGCAACUAUGACUAGCUUGGGAAGGGAAGUGCAGCUGUCAUUUAGCCACUACGAUUUUUGGCACUAGUGUUCAGACUGAAGCAUCUAAUGUAGAUGCAUGAUGUUAGCUUGGGUAGGCAAAGUUGGUCCAUUUCAGUGGUCUUUAUUGAUCAUGGAUACUGGAAAAGCCUGGUGUAUUAUGUCCUAAUAUAUAAUUAGAGGUCUUCAGAUUCAGUGUAGCAGAUCUUAAAAAUAUAAUGUGCAUACGUGGCUUUGCAAAUCAGAUCCUGCAGAAGAUUGGGACUCGCAAAUUCUUGUGGCAGUCAGCAUGCACUCCAAUGUGAUAAAGAUUUUGAGAUACAGAAGGAAACCUUAUUGGACAUUAAUGCAAUUGUAAUUUGCCUUCCUUGCAUAAUAUAACAUUUUAUCUUCCAGUGUUCAUGCAGUCAUUCACAGCUCU